Molecule: messenger RNA, 2748 nt
Organism: Pneumocystis carinii B80
Lineage: Eukaryota; Fungi; Ascomycota; Pneumocystomycetes; Pneumocystales; Pneumocystaceae
Exons: 11
Coding region: 113-2704 (863 amino acids)
Biological process (GO): phosphatidylinositol-mediated signaling; phosphatidylinositol phosphate biosynthetic process
Cellular component (GO): membrane; cytoplasm
Molecular function (GO): 1-phosphatidylinositol 4-kinase activity
Source: RefSeq, a predicted model, not a curated record
CGAUCUUUUAUUUAGAUUUUUUGAAUCUACGCAUUUUACAUCACAUCUUUGUGUAGCAUAUCUUGCCAGGUAUGCGGAUAAUAUAGGUAUUCAUCACUAUCUGUGCUCUAAAAUGAAGGAGUUUUCAGCGGAUGAAAUUGAGUUUUUUUUGCCUCAAUUAUGCCAUCUUGCAGUGAACCUAAAUACGGAAUCGGUAGCUCUGGAGGUGUUUAUAUUGGAUCAAUGUAGAAGUUCGUCUCAUAUUGCGUUAAUGGUUUUUUGGUUAUUUCAGGGGCAUUUUAUGGAUCUUAUUAGGACGCCGGAAUAUGUUUCAUUUAGAACGUGCAAAAGAUUGUUUAAUAAGAUCCAACAUAUUAUUUUUGAUGAAAGAGAAAUACAUGAUUUGGAUGAUUUUAAGGUUAGGGAGAAUAUAUUUCCUUCAGUUUUAUUGUCUAGUGUUAUUAUUGGGAGUGUUUCUGCGCCUUUUUUAUCAAAAGCGGUUGGUCCGAUUGCUAUCGCUCAAGCUAGACAAUAUCGUCCUCAAUCGAGAGAGACAGAUAAAGGAAUAUUUCAGCAUACAUUAUUUUCUGAUUUUUUUAAUACACCAAGGGAGAAUUUAUCGGAGACAUUAUCAAAUAAUGUGUCUAUGGUUCAAUUGGAUCGAAAUUUAUCUGAAGAUAAGCAAAAUAUGUAUGAAAAUUCGCAAUUUUCGGGUACAACCUCGCAAGAAACAUUAUUAAUGUCUAUGUGUAAUGAGCAAUUUCAUUUAAAAGAUGAAAUUAAUUGUUCUUCUGAUUAUUUUUCACCUUGUUUUGAUCCAUAUCUUGUUGAAGACUUAAAUUCUAAAAAGUCUUUAUUGUCGGAUUUUUGUGUUCAAAAUUUUGAUUCAUUGUCAAGUAUUUCACCGAGAAAACAAAGUCUAUUACUUCAAACGCAGUAUUUUAGGUACGAAACUGCAUUUCUUCAAGCAUUACAUGAUAUUUCUUCUCGUUUAAUUCUUGUACCUCAGCUUGCACGUUUGAGCGCAUUACGAGCUGAAUUAGCGUUAUUAAAUACUUAUCUUCCUGCUGAUAUAUGUAUACCAUCUCUUUGUACUGCAACGGCCAGUUAUCCUGUUCAUCAUCGAAUCGUUAGGAUUGAUUCAGCAGAAGCUGUUGUUCUAAAUAGUGCAAAAAGAGUUCCUUAUCUUCUUAUAAUAGAAAUUUUGGAAAAUGACUUAUCUUUUGAUCCUGAGAAAGCGGAGAAUAAAGAAAAAAUUACCAAGAUAUUAUCAAAUACAGAAAAAAACAAGCGGCUUUUUGAUCUCCUUCAUGAUCCCAAUUUGUCACAUAACUUUGAUGCCGAAUUGCAUAAAGCUAAUCAAAAAACAGAUAUAGAAUCUGAUCUUGGAGAUAUCAAUGUAUUAUCUAUCUAUAAUUAUGCAGAUGACAUACUGUAUAAAAAAGCAGAUUUUAAUGGCUAUUCAGAUGUUUUGUUACCUCAAUUUUCUAAGUUGAAACAUAUAAAUCAUAGCUUGGAUGCUCGUCUUAAAUUUCUUCAAGAUCAAACAGAAACAAAUAUCUAUUUUAAAGAAAACAAUUCUUUAUCUCCUUUUAUUGAUGAGAAUUCUAUCAUAGCUACUUAUAUGAGAGCAGCUGCGACAAUGUUAGCUCAAUUGGAUUCUGAUAGCAAUAAACGUCCUAAAGCAGAAACAUCUGCUAUUAAGAGUAAAAUAAUCAAAGAGAUGCAAAAUCUUGAAGAAAAACGUAUAAAUAUGAAUAAUUCUGAUAAUUUCGUGGAUAUUCGCAUGAAUAAUAUAGGAUAUGAUGGAAUUGAAGAUAACAAUAGAAAUUCUACAAUGAAAAUAUUUGAAGAAAAAUGGAGUGCAAAGGUAGAACGUAUACGGAAAUCAUCUCCAUAUAGUCAUUUACCUAAUUGGAAUAUAAUUAGUGUAAUUGUAAAGACUGGUUCAGAUUUAAGACAAGAAGCCUUUGCGUGUCAACUCAUAUACGCUUGUCAGAAAAUUUGGGAUGAAUAUAAUAUUCCUGUAUGGGUUAAACGAAUGAGAAUACUCAUAACUGGAAAUGACUCUGGUUUAAUAGAAACUAUAAUUAAUUCUACAAGUAUUCAUUCUAUAAAAAAAAAAAUAACUCAAUCUUUCUCUGAAAGCUCAAAAGGCAAGGUUUUAUCAUUAAAAGAUUAUUUUCUAAAGAUCUAUGGUGAUACACAUUCGGUACAAUAUAAAGCUGCACAAGAUUGUUUUAUGCGUUCUUUAGCAGCUUAUAGUUUGAUUUGCUAUAUUUUUCAACUCAAAGAUAGACACAAUGGAAAUAUUCUUUUAGAUACAGAAGGUCAUUUAAUUCAUAUUGAUUUUGGCUUCAUGUUAACAAAUACCCCCGGAAACGUUGGCUUUGAAAACGCUCCUUUUAAACUUACUACUGAUUAUAUAAAUAUUUUGGACGACAGGUUUGAUGAUUGGAAAGAUUUAAUGAAACAGGCCUUUAAAGCACUAAGAAAAAAAGCAGAAGAUCUUAUAUUACUUGUUAAAAUGAUGCAGAACGAAUCAAAACUUCCUUGCUUCGGUUCCGGUGAAUUAACUUCCAUACAAUUUCAACAACGCUUUCAGCUUCAUCUAUCCGAAUCUGAAAUAGAUGAUUUCAUGGAUUCUUUAAUCACAAAAGCAAAUUCUUCUGUAUGGACUAGACUUUAUGAUCAAUAUCAACAAUUGACUCAGGGCAUCUAUUGACACAUAUAAAUCUAUUCUUUCUACAACUUUUCUACAACUUUUUU